Molecule: messenger RNA, 1833 nt
Organism: Enterobius vermicularis (human pinworm)
Lineage: Eukaryota; Metazoa; Nematoda; Chromadorea; Rhabditida; Oxyuridae
Source: the annotation of a GenBank genome assembly
AUGGAACAAGCGUCGCUAUUGAAAAAUAAUGCAGUCUUGGAAGAAAAGUGCCGCAUAGGUGACCGGAGAUUUGACGAGUUAAAUGUGGCAUAUAGAAGUCUUGAAGAACAAUAUUUGCAGUUCAAGAGUAGCGCGGAAGAGCAGUACUAUAGAGAAAUAAAAGUACGUGAUGAGAGUAUUGAUCAUAUGCAACGAAGGAUUGUCGAUUUGGUUCACCGAAACGAAUCUCGGUCAUCAACUUCGGAAAAAUCAGAUUCUCUUAAUAAUUUGUCUGUAUGGGAUGUGAUGCCAAGAGAAGCACAAACUUUGUUUGAAUCGUUAAGGAAGCGUUACAAGGAGGUGAUUGAAGUAGUUAACAUGAUGAAAGCAGCUCCAUUUACUGCAAACACUGGGAAUGAUUUUCAUCGUUUAAAGCCUUUGGUAGACAAGGCAACUAGUUGCGAGAGUCUGCUGGAUAAAGUCGAUUCAGUUUUACAUAAUUUGUCUUGCGUCUCAUCUGGAACUGAUAUGCUUCAAACGGGAACUCCCUUAGAAAAUUCUUUGUUAGAUGGCAAAAGGGAAGAAACCACAGACGUUUGUUUAAAAUGUUUAGUGGAUUGUCUCGCCACUGCAGUGGAGAAGGGAAGACAACAGGUUGUGCUUGAUAUUCAACAACUUUUGAAGGUGCUUCUUGUUGAAGUGCUCAGAAGUAAUGGAGAUUAUUCUGUGGCUGAUAAAUUGGUUAAAGAGUUCUUUGUGAAGGUGGGAAAUCUUUUAAAAGAAGAUUGUGAGAAGUUGGAACGCAUGGAAGAGAUGGUUCAUGAAAAGGAUACCAUAAUCAGAGAAACUGGGCAGCAGAAAGAAGAGACUCUUCGUUUGCUUGAGCAAAAGAAUUACGAAUGUUCUGCUUUACGAACAGAUUUGAAACAGAGCGAGGACAAUAACGAAAUUCUUAGCGAAAGAAAUGAAGCCUUGGAAAAUACGUUGAAGGAAGCGAAAAAAAUGCUUCAAGAGAAAGCUAAAUAUGGUUCUAUGGCUGCAGAAUUUUUAAAUGAGUAUGAUGAUGAGAUUGGGAAGUUAGAAUCUCUUCGUGUGGAACAGAAUGAAAAAAUUGCAGAGCAGGCUGGCAAGAUCGAGGAACUUGAAAGAUUGGGUGAUCAGAAAGAUGCUGAAAUAGACAGAUUAAAAUCCGUUGUAAAGAAUUACAUAAAAAAAUGCUCGACUUUGGAAGAGGAUUCAAAAAAAAAAGAAAAAAAAGCUUCUCAUUUGAAGAAAAAGUAUGAAGAACUAAAAGUUCUUUUUUUGCAAGUGGAGGAAGCAGCCAAUUCAAUAUUUUCUAAAAACGAGGGACUUGUAGAUACAAAUACGAAAAGACAGCAAAAAAUUGAUUUUCUGUGCAAAUUCCUUUGCCGUCACGGUGUGAAUGUAGAAAGGCUUGUUACGCCCGAAAUCGACGCAACAGAUCAAUCUUCAAAACCAAAGGAUGAUUUGGUGCAGCAGCACGCUGAGGUGGUAAUGAAAUCUGGGGAAGAAAAUCUAGCAGUUUCCGAAAGUGAGAUGAGGAGGUUAGCUGCAGUACUACAAAAGUUCACAUUUGCUCAGCAGGCUUUGCAUGUUUCAAAUACUACUUUCCCUCACAGUGAGGAACUGUUCUUCUCAGAUUUGGUACUAAGAUUUCUAUUAGGCAAAGCCUUACCGGUGAAACAAUCGGGCUGCAGAAUGUGUGGAAGGUUCGCAGGUAGUUCUGGUGCGGCUUGGCGAUCGAAGGAUGUGGAUUAUGUCAAUGAAAAGGAACAAAAAUGCCGCGUCGAUAAAAUUGAGCUGCCCGCUCUUGACGCGUCAAUGACAAUUUAG